UCGAAAACGAGACACAGGGAAGUAACUCGAAGAAAAUGGUUGAUUGUGUUGAGAAGUGGGUGAUUGACGAUCGCCCUUUAAAACAAGUGCUGGGUUGAAGUAAACUUGCCCAGUUACACUAUGACCACUUCGGUUCCAAAAGACUACGAUGUCACGUUUAAAGUUUUGGUUCUCGGCGAUUCUGGAGUCGGGAAGACAUGUUUAGUGCGGAGGUUCACAGAUGGCGACUUCACUGCAAACUUUUUAUCCACAAUUGGAAUUGACUCCAAAACAAAACUGAUACAAGUUGACAAUGUCAAAGUGCGACUACAGAUUUGGGACACUGCAGGACAGGAAAGAUUUAGGACUCUCACAAGUGCCUAUUACAGAGGAGCAAUGGGAAUCAUGUUGGUUUAUGAAGUAACAAAUGAGUCGUCUUUUAAUAAUAUCAGUAGUUGGCUUGAAAACAUUGAACAAAACACAGAGAAUGAUGUGUGCAAAAUAAUGGUGGGAAACAAGUGCGAUGCAAGUGUUGAGGAGAGAGAAGUGACAGAGUCAAGAGGGAGUCAGAGAGCUGCAGAGUUCAAUCUUCCUUUCUUUGAGGCAAGCGCAAAAACUGGGACAGGAGUUGUUGAAGCGUUUAUGUCCCUAGCAAACAUCAUAAAGCAAAGGAAUGACAUCAAGGAAAGUCAACUGUCUGUGAAAGAGCUUUCACCGUUUCAAGGUGUCUCAGCUGAUUCCUCGAAGAGUGGUUCUUGCUGCAGAUAGCUUUCAAAGGUAUUUCUCUUAUUACAAAAACGCAUUUUUCACACAAAUCUCUUAUCAAUAUAAAUAAUUUGACAUUUUGAUAAAAGUAUUCGUGAUUUUUACAACAACAGUUUACUUUACGCGAGAGUUAACCCUAAAAUUUUGAACUUGGAGCAAUCAAUGAUUUUUUACCUUAAUGUAUGUGCACACGGCGGUUAUCUUGUAAAAUAUGCUAUACAAUAAAAUUUCUUUGGAGAA
This is a messenger RNA of Rhopilema esculentum, 984 nucleotides long. RefSeq lists its product as uncharacterized. The record is from RefSeq and is a predicted model, not a curated record. Lineage: Eukaryota; Metazoa; Cnidaria; Scyphozoa; Rhizostomeae; Rhizostomatidae. Gene Ontology annotation, molecular function: GTPase activity; GTP binding.